UAAAGUUCCUCUUCUGCGUCCUAGUAGAGUUAUUUCCCUCUUGGAUUUUCCCAAGCUCUUCACCCUUAAGUUCUUUGUUCUUGCAGCCGUCAGGACUCUCUGUCCCUCAUCCUCACCCUGGCUGUGUUUUUGUCCCCUCUGCAGCGACUCUUGAUGGAAGAGCACGGGGUGAGCCAGGCAGAGCACAUGGCUACCAUCGAGGCGCACGCCGUGGCCCAGCAGGUGCAGCAGGUGCACGUGGCCACCUACACGGAGCACAGCAUGCUGAGCGCCGACGAGGACUCGCCCUCCUCACCCGAGGACACCUCCUACGACGACUCCGACAUCCUCAACUCCACGGCUGCUGACGAGGUCACUGCGCACCUGGCGGCCGCAGGCCCUGUGGGGAUGGCAGCAGCUGCUGCAGUGGCAACAGGGAAGAAAAGGAAGCGACCCCACGUUUUUGAGUCCAACCCCUCCAUAAGGAAGAGGCAGCAGACACGAUUGCUCAGGUCUUUCACCUGGUGUUACUCCCCUUGUUUACCCGAGCCUGGCAACUCCCCACAGGUCAGAAAGUACAAGAGCACCAUCCUGGAGGACCUGGAAUCAGCCCUGGCCGAGCACGCCCCGGCCCCCCAGGAGGUGAACUCAGAGCUGCCACCCCUCACCAUCGAUGGCAUCCCCGUGUCCGUGGACAAAAUGACCCAGGCACAGCUGAGAGCCUUCAUCCCUGAGAUGCUGAAGUAUUCCACGGGUCGUGGGAAGCCAGGCUGGGGCAAGGAGAGCUGCAAGCCCAUCUGGUGGCCCGAGGACAUUCCCUGGGCCAACGUCCGCAGCGACGUCCGCACGGAGGAGCAGAAGCAGAGGGUGGGUGCCUCCCUGUCUGCCUCCAAGUUCAGCGUAUUUGGGAGUGGUUUUGGCCUUGAGGGGCAGAAGAAAGAGUGUGUGUCAUUGGAGGGAAGGGGUGCUGAUGUUCAGAGCAGCAGGGGGCUUUGUGGGUUGGAAUGGACAUUAAAGAUCCUCAGGGACACUUUCCACCAUCCCAUGCUGCUCCAAGCUCUGUUCUGGACACUUCCAGUGAUGGGACAUCCCCAACCUCCCUGCAUCCAGCACGUUACCACCCUCACAUCAAACCCCUUUAUUCUUUUAAACCUCAGAGCAGGUGAGACCCCCUUUUCCUGGGUGCUGUGGACACUCCCUGCAGUAACAGAUGCAUCAUUUUGUCCUCCACAGGUUGGCACAGGUGCCACGGUGGCCACGCUGGCCGACGCCUCCGAGCUGCCCACCACAGUCACCGUGGCACAAGUCAAUUAUUCUGCAGUGGCUGAUGGAGAGGUGGAGCAGAACUGGGCCACGCUGCAGGGAGGGGAGAUGACCAUCCAGACGACACAAGCCUCGGAGGCCACGCAGGCGGUGGCCUCGCUGGCCGAGGCGGCGGUGGCGGCGUCGCAGGAGAUGCAGCAGGGAGCCACUGUCACCAUGGCACUCAACAGUGAAGCUGCUGCCCACGCCGUGGCCACGCUGGCUGAGGCCACCCUCCAAGGAGGGGGACAGAUUGUCCUGUCUGGGGAAACUGCAGCAGCAGUUGGGGCACUCACUGGAGUCCAGGAUGCCAAUGGGAAGAUGGAGCCAAAUGAGUCGCUAGCAGCUUGGCAAAGUGCAGAUCAGCAUGUUUGCAUCCAGGAGGACAGGAAGGAAAGAGUCAAGCUUUUUGUAGGGCCUCCCUGGUGGGAGCAGAAUUUUUUAAUGAAGGUUUACCCUGAAACAGGGCUGGUGCAGAUCCCUGUCAGCAUGUACCAGACGGUGGUGACCAGCCUGGCGCAGGGCAACGGGCCGGUGCAGGUGGCCAUGGCGCCGGUGGCCACGCGGCUGGCGGACACGGCGGUCACCAUGGACGGCCAGGCGGUGGAGGUGGUCACCCUGGACCAGUGACACGCCUCCCCUCCCCUCGCCCCUCCGGAGAUGCAAUCAGGUGGCAUUCGCGAC
This is a messenger RNA of Ficedula albicollis (Collared flycatcher), 1965 nucleotides long. RefSeq names its product nuclear respiratory factor 1 (gene NRF1). The transcript has 9 exons. Gene Ontology annotation, biological process: regulation of transcription by RNA polymerase II. Bases 154 to 1911 code for a protein of 585 amino acids. Gene Ontology annotation, molecular function: DNA-binding transcription factor activity, RNA polymerase II-specific; RNA polymerase II cis-regulatory region sequence-specific DNA binding. Gene Ontology annotation, cellular component: nucleus. NCBI's taxonomy places the organism in Eukaryota, Metazoa, Chordata, Aves, Passeriformes, Muscicapidae. The record is from RefSeq and is a predicted model, not a curated record.